GCUUCCUGUUGCGGCCGCCAGGGGGCGUCUCGAGUCCUGAAACAGAGUCUCAGCUCGGUCCUCUUCUCCUCACAAAUGUCGUUCCUGUUGCUUAACAACUGAUUUAUUCUUGAUGCUUCGGUCAACCCGCUGCAGUCUGCCCCUUUCCUCCUCUCACCUGCCGCAGGAUGCUACCAGUUUGUUACUUCCAGACUGACACACUUCCUCACACUUUUUAUUUAUUAUUUUAAUCAACAAUUGGCGAGCCGUUGCUUGGAUUGGAUUCUUAAGCCUCCCACCACCUGCGUGGAAGAGUGACUGGAUCACGAGCUGCGAGAGCUCUCCGUCCUGUGUGAGAAAUGCGUUAUCCGGCUCACGCUGUGCGGCACCGGGGCAAACUACAGACUGCAGGCUGAUGCGCACCUUCUGUCGUUUCCGACAGGUGUGCGGCCGUGAGCGGGUCUGACUGCUGCGGCGCAGAGCGCGCGACUCCUCCGCGCAGACGGCUGGUUGAGCGUGCCACUGUUUUGGCGAGCUGGCGGGUGACAUGUAGAGCUGGGAGGCAUGCAGCUGAGAGCCGCGGACACGAGGAUACACCGCGCCAGGAUGGGACUCCCCGUGCUUUUCCAGUGGCUUAUCUUCAUAGUGGUGGUACCCACAUGGUUGUUUGCGGCUCCGAACCGGGAGCGCCCCUGUCCCCAUAGCUGCAGGUGUGAUGGGAAAAUAAUAUACUGUGAAUCGAAUGCCUUUCACGACAUGCCAAACAAUGUGUCUGUGGGCACACAGGGUCUGUCCCUUCGCUACAACAGCCUGGUAAGCCUAAGAGCCCACCAGUUUGCAGCACUGAGUCAACUCGUUUGGCUCUACCUGGACCAUAAUUACAUCAAUGCUGUGGAUGGCCAGGCCUUCCACGGGAUACGGAGGCUCAAGGAACUGAUUCUCAGCUCAAAUAAGCUCACAAAGUUAAAAAACAACACGUUUCACGAUGUCCCCAAUUUACGAAACCUUGAUCUGUCCUACAACAAGCUGCAGGUUCUCCAGCCAAACCAGUUUUUUGGUUUACGAAAGCUGCUCAGCCUGCACUUGAGGUCAAACUCCUUAAAAACCAUCCCCAUGCGUGUUUUUCUUGAUUGUCGCAACCUGGAGUUUCUUGAUGUUGGCUACAACAGGCUGAGGAGCCUUACACGAAAUGCCUUUGCAGGACUCCUAAAGUUGAUUGAGCUUCAUUUGGAGCACAAUCAGUUUUCAAAGAUAAACUUUGCUCAUUUCCCCCGCUUGACUAACCUACGGGCGCUUUACCUGCAGUGGAACAGGAUAAAAUUGCUUAACCAGGGUCUGCCGUGGAUGUGGACUUCCUUACAAAAGUUGGACCUCACAGGAAAUGAGUUGGACAUUCUGGAUUCAAACACAUUUCAGUGCCUGCCUAACCUUCAGACUCUUAAUCUGGACUCCAACAAACUCACCAACAUUUCUCAGCAGACGGUGGACACCUGGAUCUCCCUCACAACCAUCAGCCUGGCUGGCAAUUUGUGGCACUGUAACCCCAACAUAUGUCCUCUGAUAUCUUGGCUCAAAGCCUUUAAGGGUAACAAGGGGACAACUAUGAUUUGCGCCACUCCUAAGGAGGCCCAAGGAGAGAAAGUAACAGAUGUGGUGGACACUUACAAUGUCUGUACAGCAACGCCAACUCCACUCACCUCCACGACCUUGCCCCUCACUUCUGUGUUUCAGACGGAGCUGCCGUCUUUUCCCACGCAGUCCUCUGUGGAUCAAAAGCUGAUCUGGAACAGGACGGAUUCUUCUUCCCCUUCACCUUCCCAGGCCUCCCCCACCUCCCCCCUGCCUGACAGUGAGCUUGUAUCCUUCCACAAAAUCAUAGCCGGCAGCGUGGCCCUUUCCCUAUUCGUGACCAUAAUUCUGCUAGUGAUCUACGUGUCGUGGAAACACUAUCCCAACAGUCUCAAACAGCUUCAGCUGCGCUCAGCAGUCAAAAAGCGCCAGAAAAAGGCUCGGGAGAUCGAGCGCUCUUUUAAUUCUCCACUGCAAGAAUAUUACGUGGACUACAAACCUUCCCACUCAGAGACUAUGGAUGUUCUGGUUAAUGGAACAGGACCUUAUACAUACACGAUCUCAGGCUCGAGGGAAUGUGAGGUAUGACUGUUGCCCUCCAAAAACCAAUUUCCACUGCAAAGGCGUAAGAGAUACCACAGCAGCUGAAUCCCCUGGCUGUGUACAGGCAUGAGCAGUCAGUUCUGUAUCACUGCCAUGUCCACCUGUCGCUGCAACACAAUGUGGACAUUGAGCCGCCCACUCAAGAGCUAGGAGGUCCAGGGCCAACCUUGUGCAACCCUUGACUAAUGACUGCCCUUCCCUCUGAGCCUGUGCUGCCUUGCCCCCAGACUCACUCCUACCACCGGUGAACCGAGCACACCGUGAGGCUCUAGUCUCCUAACUGCUGCAUUUCUGCUCCACAAACUCAGUGGACUGGUCAAAUGAAAAAAAGUGAUGUGUGGGUGGGAAAUGGGGCUGGUAAAGAAACAAAGGAAACAAAUAAUCAAAAGCAGAGCAUACUGGAACCUGUGUAAUGAAAAUAAAACUAUUUUUCAGUUUAAAAACAAGGGCAAGUAGGUGCAAGAGUAUUGAUUGGUAAGCAUCCGACUUAUCUGACCUUAACUGUCCUUAAUUAGCAAAACGUGGCUGAACCCUGGAGUCUACUUCUUGGGGAGUAUUAAGGAUAAUAAUUUUACUGAUUUGUUAAUCUUAUAAAACACAUUUCCUCAUCUUCUCAUAAUCUGAGCAACUAUUUGCUGCUCUGGUAAUCAAAUGCAAAAUGCUAUAAGUGCAGCAGGGAAACAGCGUGCUGAGCACAUGUGCAGCAUGUGCUUUUCUGCUGCUUUUUUUUCAUCUGCGCUGUCAGUCAGAAAGAAACCUCUGACUGACAGCGCAAAACUCUCAAGCAAUGUGCGCUUCAGGAUAAAUGAACUAAAACUGGAGAAACAUUCUGGAAAGAACAGAUCUCCAUCUACAAUGUACAGCCUAUUCAAAUUUAAUGGCCCUAAGUUAUGCUUUCAUGGUGACUUGAUUUGUGAUGUUUAUCAAAUUCAUCUAAUUGAGCCGCAGAAUAAACUUUACAAAAAAAAAAAACGCCAAGAAGCUU
Oryzias latipes (Japanese medaka) is the source of this 3136-nucleotide messenger RNA. Its product is annotated as leucine-rich repeat transmembrane neuronal protein 4. The record is from RefSeq and is a predicted model, not a curated record. Gene Ontology annotation, molecular function: protein binding. NCBI's taxonomy places the organism in Eukaryota, Metazoa, Chordata, Actinopteri, Beloniformes, Adrianichthyidae.